Messenger RNA from Aphis gossypii (cotton aphid), 904 nucleotides. RefSeq lists its product as uncharacterized. Lineage: Eukaryota; Metazoa; Arthropoda; Insecta; Hemiptera; Aphididae. The coding region runs from base 306 to 797 and encodes 163 amino acids. The transcript has 5 exons. The record is from RefSeq and is a predicted model, not a curated record.
UUGGCUUAAAUAUAUAUGCAUUUAGACUACUUAGUAUCAAUAUACAUUAAAAUAAUAAAUAUGCAUUUUGUAUACAGUCAAAAGUAUUGACAGUAUUCAUUUAUAUAACUAUAAGCAAUUACAUUAAUUCUUAACACAGUAAGAAAAUAAUGGCGACAUUUUCAAACAAGGCGUUUUAUUUUAUUUUUAUUGGAGUACAUGUUAUAAAUGUUAUGUCUAAUACAUCCGAAGUAGUGUUCGUAAUAGAUAAAUCAACACAAUUGCAUACGCAUAAUCUAACGACAUCUUUAUUGUAGUUUAAUCCAAUGUUAACAUACACUGUACGAUUUAAAAAAUUCGAAGUAAAACCUAACUUCACUGUUGAUUAUUAUUCGAUCGAUCGAUACAAAGAUGCACAAUAUAUGAAUGGACAAAUUUCAAUCUAUACGAAACAAUUAAUCAACAAAGUUAUUGCAACGUUUUAUCGUUGUGACUUAGAUGGUAUUAACUGUGAAUAUUUCCAAACGUGGAAAUUAACAGAUAUCUGUCCUAAAUUAAAGGACCCAAAUCAAUUAUGGUCCAGAUGGUACAGUUCAUUUGAUCCACCAAUGCAAUAUCCAGUAAAUAAAGUACAUUAUAAAGUUAAAAAUGCAACUGUUGAUAUUGGUGCGUUACUUUUGUGGUAUCCUCAAGCAACUGAUUACCAAUGGAAAGUACUUCAAAAUGUUUAUGCUGACGAUAUAUUUGUUGGUAGUUACACGGUUGAAGCAUCAAUUUUUGGUUACAGAAAAAAAAUCAAGUCAAUUUUUAAACCAUAAAUUUUAUUUAUUCUCAUAAGAUUUUUUUUUUAGGUACCUAAAUACAAACACAUUAAUAAUUGUACUAUUUAUUUAAUUCUGUUAAUACAUAUAUAUAUAUAUAUAUA